Molecule: messenger RNA, 1985 nt
Organism: Sander lucioperca (pikeperch)
Lineage: Eukaryota; Metazoa; Chordata; Actinopteri; Perciformes; Percidae
Gene: f10
Product: coagulation factor X
Exons: 9
Coding region: 83-1573 (496 amino acids)
Biological process (GO): proteolysis; blood coagulation
Cellular component (GO): extracellular region
Molecular function (GO): calcium ion binding; serine-type endopeptidase activity
Source: RefSeq, a predicted model, not a curated record
CCUCUCUCCACAUUCAGACUCCAUUACUUCUCACUCGGCACACUGAGGUUUUUCAAGCCAAGUUCUCCGUCCGCCAGGCGCCAUGUUUCGCCUUCACCGCCUGCCCCUCGCCCUCCUGCUGCUACACCUGGCCGCCACCGCCGCCCACGUAGUGUUCCUGGACGGCGAGGAAGCCAGCCAGCUUCUGACCCGACGGAGACGAGCCAACAGCGUUUUUGAGGAGUUUAAAAAAGGCAACAUGGAGAGGGAGUGCAUCGAGGAGCGCUGCAGCUGGGAGGAGGCGCGGGAGAUCUUUGAAGACGUCGACAAAACUAAUAUUUUCUGGGCCAAAUACGUCGAUGGCGACGCGUGUCUGUCGAUGCCCUGCGCUCAUCAAGGACUUUGCAAAGACGGAAUCGGCACCUACAACUGCUACUGCCAGUCCGGCUACCAGGGCUUCAACUGUGAGAUCGUCAUUCCUGAGCUCUGUGAGAAUAAAAAUGGCGGCUGCGAGCACUUCUGCAGCGUGGUCCAAGGAAACAUCGAGUGCUCCUGUGCUGCCGGAUACUUCCUGGGACCGGAUGACAAAUCCUGUGAAUCCAACGAGCCCUUCAAAUGCGGCGCCAUCAUCAGCGGAAAAGUCCGGACCAUUUUCAGGUACGAGCGUCAGAACACCACAGAGUUCAACCAGACGCACACAAACUCCACUGAGAAGAACUUCACGUCUGUUUCGGAGAGCAGCAGCAGCACGAAUCAGACUGUGCAAAAACACGCCCUUUUAGAGGAAUUGCUCACGUAUCAAAGAGCGGGCAUGACCAGAAUCGUCAACGGAGAGGACUGUCCACCGGGAGAAUGUCCAUGGCAGGCUCUCCUCCUGAACGAAGACGGCGUAGGUUUCUGUGGAGGAACGAUCCUCAACCAUUACAUCAUCCUGUCCGCCGCCCACUGCAUGAACGAGUCACGCUCCUUCACCGUUAGGCUCGGUGAGUUUGACACGUUGGUGGAGCACGGUAACGAAGCUACACACGGAGUUCAGACUAUCAUCACCCACAGAGGGUACAGGCCGGACACCUACCACAACGACAUCGCCCUCCUCAAACUGUCUACACCAAUCAAGUUCUCCCGGUUCAUCCUCCCCGCCUGCCUACCCAAGCAGGACUUUGCUGAAAAGGUGUUGAUGCGGCAGCCUGACGGCAUGGUCAGCGGUUUCGGCCGUGUCGGCGAGGGCCGGCAGCCAUCCACCAUCUUGCAGCGCCUCGCCAUGCCCUACGUGGAUCGGUUCACCUGCAUCGAAUCCACCCAGCUACGCAUCACCACCCGCAUGUUCUGCGCCGGUUACGACACGAUAGCCAAGGACGCCUGCCAAGGCGACAGCGGCGGGCCACACGUCACACGGUACCGCGGCACUUAUUUCAUCACCGGCAUCGUGAGCUGGGGCGAAGGCUGCGCACGCAAAGGCAAGUACGGCGUCUACACGCAGGUGUCCAAGUACAUCAACUGGAUCCAUGAUGGCUCUGUGAAGCUGAUGGCCACAGAGAAGAGUGGCGUCCGGGCGCGGAGGCACAGCCACGCCAUCGAGAGGCUGAUGCUGUAACACGGCGCUCAAUGGGUCAACGCUAAAGUCCACCGAGCAGAGAUCAGAAACACUUUGAGCCUCUCAUGUAAUCAUUGGUUUUAGGGAUGCACCAAAUCCAGAUUUUUAGGGUUCGGCCGAAUACCGAAUCCAUUGGUUGAGAUUCUGCCGAAUCCUCGUCCCCUCCUCAGUCCAUUAAUCAGUCCUUCCAGAAAAGCAGUAAUCAUAACAUUUAACAUAUUAUCAGCUUAUAAAGUAGUUGUGGCCAGAGCAACAUAAUUAUCCCGUCUACAGUGUCAAUAAUUGUUUGAGGGGUUCCUCAGGGUUCGAUUCUUGGCCCUCUAUAUUUUCUUCUUAAUUAAUGCUGAAUUAAUUGAAAACGCUGCCAGCUUUUUUACUAUGAAAGCACACUAUAGUCAACCUUUUCGUGUCA